AUGCCCUUAGCAUCUUGUGCAACAUUGAGUUGUGUGUCACUGUGCGCUUGCACUUGCUAUCUAUGCACGGCACGAACUUCAGGCACUUCAGGGCAUGCAGCAUGUGGCAGCGACGAUGCUGACCGAGCUGGGACGGCUAAGGCUUCGGCUUACGGCUGCAUCGGAGUGCCGUUACCAAGACUCCAAAACGCAAAGUCCACGGACGGCAGAGAAGAAGGCGAAACGGAGAAUCCGUGCAGCAAUAACGAGGCGCAAGUCGGCUCCAGCGUCAUCGUCCUGAGGAGGCGUGCCAAGUCGGACCUGGAUCGGUUCGACGAGUGCGACGAGCAGGAGAAGCCGGAGAAGCCCAAGAAGGCGCGGAAGAAGGUUGUCAAGAAGUAA
Messenger RNA from Symbiodinium natans, 381 nucleotides. Lineage: Eukaryota; Dinophyceae; Suessiales; Symbiodiniaceae. The record is from the annotation of a GenBank genome assembly.